CUUCGUGAGCCCCUUUGUUUUUUAGAUGUCGGGCCGCCCAGUUAGCGUUCCAAGCGGCUUUCGGACCCCCCCAGUGCCGCAUGCCAUGCACGUGCGGAUGCAGAUGCCCAGCUUUCAGCCGACAGUGCACAGGGUAAUCCGCCAGGACGGCUGCUGUCAAAUACGCUGGCGAUCAGCGGACUCUGGUGCAGAGACUAGCAGAGAUCCAGGUGCGGUGGGCCUUCAAAGCGGCUCACGCAGCAGUACUGAGACGCUGCCAGGCGGAGAGCUUCACCCUUUGCCUCACCUGGGUGAAGGAACACCCAUGAGGUUCACCAGUGAGCCUAACAGGCAUGAGCUUCAAGAAUAUAUGGCGCAGCGGGUGGCCACCAAGAAGCAUACAGAGCGCUUGGCUGAUCACGCGGAACAAUUGUCGGGCCUGUUGGCACUAACACCUGGGAGUGCCUCACGCAAGUCAGAUGAGGGUGCUUGCAGCGAGCUCCUGGAGCUACUGGGUGCCAUCAGUGCUGCUGCAAGGCGUCAGAGUGCUGAAGCCCAGAAGCAGCUGCAGGAGGAGCGGUUGGCGGCGACGGAGCGGCUGGCCGCCUUUGAGGCUCACUCCACCCAGAUGCGCGAAGAGCUGCAGGCUCUGAAAGUCGAGCUGCAGGACAGUGAAGCGCUGCUCCGCGAGAGCCGUGCUGAGCAAAGCGCCGAAGCUGCCUUGAAGACGCAGCUGGCAGAGGAACGCCGUAAGGCUCAGGAGCAACAACGAAUUCAAGAGCAGCUGGAGCAGCGCUUGAACCAGCGUGAGGAGGAGCUUCAAGAAACUGUCCGUCGCUCUGAUGAACGCAUCAAGGGGCAGGAGAGACAAAUCGCGGAGCUCAGAGAACGGCUGCAGGAAGCGUACGAGGCACAACAUCAGCACCAAAUGAGGGAGUUGAUCCAUGCAGCAGCACAGGAGGCAAACAUACUCCCGCGCGAGGAACCUACCUCUGCGGUGAGUCGGCGACUCUUUUCAUCUUCGCUGUUGACUGCUGACUCCGCUGUUUCCUCUGCGAACAGCACCUUUGUUUUCGAGGGUGAGGUGCCAUUGGGUGGAGGAGGCUUACAGUAUUGCAGGGAUCAGGCCAGCGGGGAGCCAAGCAAUAAUGCAGCUGCAAAGGCAUGUAAUGCUGGCGUUUUGGCAUGCUCUCCGCUUUCAGGAGCAGCUGGCAGCCCCAAGCUGGAUGCUCGGGGCUCCUUGAUUUCUUCCUUGGCACCAUCCUCGGAGGUGGUGGUGGAGCCCAGCCCCACUGAGAGCAACCUUAGCCCUGCUGUGGCCAGCCUCGAGCGCUCGCCGGUCCGCCCAGGGGGUCGCCCACCCUCCGCCGCUCCAGCGCUGCCAGGAAGGGUCGCCAGCCUCGAGCGCGGACGUGCGGCACCUUCUCCGCACGGCACUGGCACUGGCAGCAGCCUCUAUGCACUGAGCAGCAGCGAAGGCUCCCAGCCCCAGGCGCGUGGUCGCCCGCGCUGGUGUGGUGGUGCUGGCAGUCGGCCACCAACCCCUCAUUUGGAUGAUGUGGAGGCGCCGCCGCGUGGCUACGUGGCUGAGAAGAUCAUUUUCUUCGAUCGAUGCCACACACCGCAGACGCCAGCUUCAGCCCCGCGCGGCCCGAGUCGACGGCCUUCACCGGUGCCCACACCGUUGGGACGCCAUGUGCUGCCAAAUCAAAGUAAUCAAAGUACUGCCAAAAGUCAAACCAAUGGAGCCAGUGCCAUCAGUGCCUCUUGCACCGGCGGAAGAAGUCGAGUUUUUGGACCUGCAGUCCACAGCUGUGAUGAGCCCAUUGAACUGGUGGCAUCUCCUCCGACGCACAAAGAGUGUCGACGAAGGUUAUCUUAUCCUGAUGCGUUGGCAGACUGAGAUCCAGCAAUGAAUAUGAGAAGACGUGAG
Messenger RNA from Cladocopium goreaui, 1912 nucleotides. NCBI's taxonomy places the organism in Eukaryota, Dinophyceae, Suessiales, Symbiodiniaceae. The record is from the annotation of a GenBank genome assembly.